Saccharomyces kudriavzevii IFO 1802 is the source of this 300-nucleotide messenger RNA. It is a transcript of the gene SMD3, whose product is annotated as mRNA splicing protein SMD3. The record is from RefSeq and is a predicted model, not a curated record. Gene Ontology annotation, molecular function: RNA binding. NCBI's taxonomy places the organism in Eukaryota, Fungi, Ascomycota, Saccharomycetes, Saccharomycetales, Saccharomycetaceae. Gene Ontology annotation, cellular component: U2 snRNP; spliceosomal tri-snRNP complex; U4 snRNP. The transcript has a single exon. Gene Ontology annotation, biological process: spliceosomal snRNP assembly; RNA processing. The coding region runs from base 1 to 300 and encodes 99 amino acids.
AUGAAUGGAGUACCGGUAAAACUACUGAAUGAGGCACAGGGACAUGUCGUUACCCUUGAGCUAACGACGGGAGCUACUUACCGUGGUAAACUAGUCGAAAGUGAAGAUAGCAUGAAUGUCCAACUGAGAGACGUAACAGCUACAGAGCCCCAUGGGGCUGUAACGCACAUGGACCAAAUAUUCGUACGUGGAUCCCAGAUCAAAUUUAUCGUUGUUCCAGAUCUUUUGAAAAAUGCGCCAUUAUUCAAAAGGAACUCAUCAAGACCUAUGCCUCCAAUCAGAGGACCUAAAAGAAGGUGA